AAAUAGCUGGGACUCAAUAGCCCCAUUCAUGCAGAAAACGUCACAACAGCCUCCAUCAGCUGACUCUAGCCGGACACGCAUGGGCCAUGUGAUGGCAGCAUCGUGACGGCCAAUUUCGUUCGCCAGGGACACACGAUCGCAGGAGAUCGAGACGGCGGUCGUACGGAGCCAGGCUCCGAUCAACGCCUCGGUUGUUUGGGGGAGAAAACAUUCUUCUCUCUCUCUCUUUGUCAAUCUCUCUUUUUGGCGUUCCUAUUUCAGAUGAAAAAAGACGCACGCAGAACGCCUCCAAAGUCACCGCUGGAAAAUUCCAAAGUUUAGAGAAGGCGCGUGAAGUGGUAUCAAUUUUGUCAUGGAGGGUGAAGGAGGUAAUGAAGGCCUUUGCGCGGGCUGUGAGGAGGAGCCGUCGCCACCGCCACUGCCGGUUGUCCCUGGAGACGCGGAGGCGGUUGCGAUGGAGGGCUGGCUGAGCGCGUGCGGCCUGAGCCAGGAUGAGGCGGCUCACAUCAUGGAGGUUCUGCAGCGCGAUGCGCAUCUGCGCCAACUCGAGGAUCGCAAGAUCGGCGAGCUGAAGGAGCACCUCCAGGAGAAGAAGAGCAUGAUGGGACUCCUCGCACGGCAGGAGGCCUUCAACGACAAGUGCUGCAUCCUGUGCUACAGCCCGUUCCUCAUCCUGAUCAACUCUCGCGAGCGAUGCCAGAGCUGCUGCCUCUACGUGUGCCGCGACUGCAGCGCCUACAACCGGCAGGCCAAGGCCCGGCUCUGCAGCGUCUGCCUAAAGCAGAGGCUCCUGAAGGCGCGAUCGUUUGAGUGGUACUACGACACGGUGAGGAAACGCUUUAAGCAGUUUGGCAGCGCCAAGGUGAAGCUGUGGCUCUCUCAGCUGCUGCAGGGCCCCCAGAAGCAGGAGGAGGAGGAGGUGGUGGUGGUGGAAGGAGAAGCUGUUGAAAAUGUUGAAAAUGGAGGAUAUAAGCGAAUUAAACCAGACACGCAGAUGUCGGAGGAGUGGGUGAUCGCCCUGCGCAUGGCUCAGGACGCGGUGCAGGAUGCCGUGGACACCGCGGAGGCUGAGGCCGACAGCCUGGAGGCACAAAAUGAGCUCCAGUUCUUGAAGGAGCAUCGUAUCGAGGUGACCGAGGAACUCACCACGACCAUUUACCAGCAGCUCAUGCGGCGCCAUCGCAGCUCGCAGGCGUCGGCACCGGUCGAGUGGAGCCGCGAGCGCAUUGGCUCACGGCGCCUCUCCGUGCCGAGCACCGCGUCGGAGCAGGUGUUCAACGCGACGCGCACCGACUGGUACCACGAGGCCGCGCUCAGGAGGGCACGGUCAGACUUCAUUGUGAGCAACUGGAAAGUGAUGGAGGAUGGACCGGAAUUGAUCAUGGAGUCCGAAGACUCGGCCGGCGAGCACGGCUUCUCGGCGCAGCACCGCGCGGCUAAGCCACGCCGGAGCUCCUGUCGCCUCACCGACGGCGGCGCCAGCGGACGGGCGAGGACUCGCUCCCGGGAGGACGCGGACGGGCCGCGCCGCGCCCGCUUUGGAUCCUCCGACUCAGAGUCCGGUCGGGCGCUGGCAGAGCCGCCGCCGCCGCCGCCGCCGUGGUCGGCACUGUCCCGGCCUCUUGCAGACUCGGCUGAGAACUCGGAGCGGGAUGAGUUCCCGCCGGAGGAGGACACGAGGCCCAGGCGCCGGAGAAGCGGGCAGCAGCAGCAGCAGCGGCCGACGCGCUCGCUCACCGCCUCGAUGGAGGCCAUGGCGGCGCACCUGGGCAGCAACGAGCGGCUCUACACCUCCAACCAGCUCCCUCUCCUCGUCAAGCGGCUGAUUGCUAUAGAGCAGAGCCUGUACCGGCUGGAAGGCCGAGUUGGCAGCUCUGUGGCUCUGGAUGAGGACGCCUUUAAUCAGCACAAGGAGAACCGCGGCUCGGCGCAGCCGCCCUUUGAAGAUGACCGACCGGAUCCCCCCAUGGAUAACGGUUGGGCCACGGCUCGGAACCAGCAGCCGCAGCAGCACCAACGCAAGCCAUUUGGGCAGCAGGAGGAGGACGACGUGGAGAGGGAGGACGAGGCAGGGCAUCCGUUGUACCGGCGAUUUGAAGAGUCGACGGAACCACUGAGUGACUUUUCUGAUGACGGCGAUGAGAUGCAGGGCGAGCCCCGACGGAGGAAUGACGGCGACAGGUGGCGAGGAGAGUGGAAGCCGGCCAUGCAGGUGACCCCAGGGAAUGGCAGGGCGAGCCGGCAUGUGUGGCGCCAAAGGAACAGAGAGACGAGCAGCCCCUACAGCACGGACACCGACCUCUCCGAGCUCGAGAACCAAAUGGCCAGCACCAAGGCCCACCUGGAGGAUGCCGAGAGCCAGGUGUCCGACAUUGAGAAUCGGAUCGCUGCCCUGAACAUCCAGCCCAGGAAGAGUGGGACACAGUCGACGUGAGGCCAAACACUGAAGAGAGACCGGCGGAGGAAGACAGCCGACACUAAGUAACUUGCACCUCCGUGUGGAUGUAAAACGCCGUGUGCUUGGCGUAGCAAAUGAAGAUGCCUCGAUGGGUGAUCCAGGAUUUUCAUCUCGGACCCCGGCCGUCGACUCCAGAGUGCGGAUCCUCACAAAGAUGCCAAGGAUAUUUAUGAGGUCGAGGGAAGCUCAAGAAGGAAUUUGUUUUGAGUUUGUUGUACACCGUAUGACAGCUACUUCGCAGCGAGUAAAAUUAAAAUGCGUUUUGUCCCGACAGUUGUUCUUCGUUGUACGAAUGUAUUUGUGCUAAUAUACUUCAAGACGAUUAUCAUGACUCUGUGUGUGUGUACACAUCUGUGUCCAUGCGUGUGUACAUGUAGUGUCUAUACACAAGUGGGGG
Messenger RNA from Petromyzon marinus (sea lamprey), 2855 nucleotides. NCBI's taxonomy places the organism in Eukaryota, Metazoa, Chordata, Hyperoartia, Petromyzontiformes, Petromyzontidae. The record is from RefSeq and is a predicted model, not a curated record.